Messenger RNA from Iphiclides podalirius (scarce swallowtail), 639 nucleotides. Lineage: Eukaryota; Metazoa; Arthropoda; Insecta; Lepidoptera; Papilionidae. The record is from the annotation of a GenBank genome assembly.
AUGACGCGUUUGCUGUUCGCGGGCAGGGCGGCGUUCCGCCCACUGAAACUCAGUCUCGACGUCCACUCCGCGCGGUCCGCCUGUCUGCACUCUGAAGGACUAACAUCGGAUUCUUGUAAACAAGGACCCAACGAAACGAACGCGCCGCGCAACGAACCGAAAACAGAGCGUUCCGCACCGGAAGCGCACCGAAUCGGUGCGAGGCGAAAGACCGCGGACGCUCGGGACCUGCCCGAACAAAACCGGUACGCGAUGGCGACCGCCGACACAACGACCUCCAGCGAGGUGGCGGAACACAAGCGGACCGUCGACGGGUCAUUUCUGAACAAGCUGAAAGCGCUCGUCGAACGGCUGAGGCUUGACAACGCCAACCUGAAGAGGGCACUCGACCUCGAGCGGGGCGAGGUGAGGGCGCUCAAGGCGCGGCACGACAGCGCGCUGCGACACCUCAAGACCGAGUGCCGGAAGAAGGAGGAGCUGCUGGAGAAGCAGCUGCGCACCGCCCCCAAGCAGGAGAAGACGGAAGACGGCCAAGUAGGCUGCAGCAAAAUGGUCGAGCUGAAACGGCUGACCGCCGAGGUCCAGUCGUUGAAGUCGGCCAACAGGGGCCUUCAGGAGAAACUCAAGUCAUUGACUGGA